UAAUAUAAAAGUGGUUUGAGUGGUUCGUGGUUCGUGGUUCGCCGUAAUGUUACCCUUGCAUAGACAAUUCAGGGGCGGGCUGUCUUUUACUGUUAUUCUGCUGAUCGCGAAUAUCGUAUUGACCAGCCAGAGGCUCCCAUGCAGCGCAUUGGCAGCGAGCAACAUCGCCAGCGGGACGACGCGCACUGCUCCGGGCAAUGGGAAUCUGAAUUUGCGUCUGGCGCUGCCCCGCACCAGCGCCAGCCAAAUAAACAGCGCGUCUAACGCUGCAAGCUUUAAGCUUGCUGCAAAAACAUUAAACUCAACGCGUAAUGGAAACUUGCGAACGAGAGAACAACAAUUGUUGAGUAUAUUUGAAAUAAUUAUAACAACGCUCGAAGGGAAAUUGAAGCGCAUCGAUAAUCUGGGCAGAUCCGUUGAGGAUUUAAUGGGGCACAUAGAACUACUAGAAAAUCGUGUCACAAAUAAUGUGGAAAAGACAGAAGAGGCGCUGUCGAAACUAAGUAGCCUGGAUUCCAAGCUGUCGAAUGUCGUUUACAUUAUGCCCGAGGUGACUGCAGAGAGUGAACUGAAUAAGCCGAAUCCGAAAAUUUCAGCCACCUACCAAAUCGAUAGUAGGCUGGUCAAAUUGGAUCAGAAAGUCAGCGAUAUUGAUCUGAAACUGGAGGUCUUGAAGACGCAAAUCGAUAACAACUUCCUGCAAGUGGACGAAUUCAAUGCGGAGGCAAGCGAGAAGAAGCCAAUUACCAUGAACAUCGUUGAGAUCACAAAGGCAAUGACUGCCGAGGUAAUGACGCAUGUCUCAAGCGAAGUCAACCAGCUGCGCGACUCCACGGAUAACAUUGACAAGAAGCUGCAAUUUCACAUCAAUAUCGAGUCGGAGAAUAUAGGUCGCAUGCUGCGCAUGAUGAACGACAUUCAUGAUGCUGUCGUGGAUCAUCAUGAACAGCUGAAUGGAUUCAAUGUCACCACAACUGCUUUUCCAGCCAUCAAAUCCAGUAAGAUCGAUGCUCUAGUUAAACAGAUGCGGCCAAUGGUAUCGGUAUCUGAGAAAAUGGACGAAGUCUGGGACGUUGUGGUGGGUACAAAGUCUUCGGUGGAUCAUCUACUGCCCAAGUCGGAUGCGCUGCUAACGCAGACGCAGCGGCAGGAACGUGCAAUUGGCGAAAUCCAUCAGGAUCUGAAAACCAAAACGAAUUUAAUAAUUAAUAACUUGGACAUGGUUGAGAAGCGACUAAAGAAGCAAGAGGAUGAUGUACAAAUACUAGCACAAAGGCCAGUUCCAACGGAGCUGCUAGUUGAUCCAACCAUUGAUCGAUUGGUCGAGUACGAUCCGAACAGGUUUUCUGUGAUUGAUGAAAGUUUGACUGACUUGAAUGAGCCAGCCACAACGCCCACACCCACAGCCCAGUCCACGGCAUAUAACAGCAGUACAACAGCUCUAUAUUCCACUGUGAGCACGUCAACGGGUCAUUCGACCUCAUCGAGCAACACUAUUAACAGCACGUCUAAUGGAACUUCAACCACAUCGGCCACAACUACUGCAUGGAGCUCGACACCUACGAAAUCGGUAUUUCGUAAAGGCGGCAUUAUCUUUCCCAGUGUAAAGAACAAACCUGCUGUCGUCAACAAUACCCUGGCCAGUGAUAUCUAUACUCUAAAGGAUGUCAAGGGAUUCUCUUGUGUAGAUAUCUUAAAUGCUGGCAUGAAACAAUCUGGAGUAUUUUAUCUACAAAUUCGUGGCACAACAUAUUGGUUCUUAAAGGUGUACUGUGAACAGGGAAUUGCGGAUGGUGGAUGGACGGUCAUUCAGCGUCGCGAUGAUUUCGGAGAACCACGAGAAAACUUCAAUCGUGAUUGGGCGGAUUAUAAAAAUGGAUUUGGCGAACCUAAUAAGGAAUUUUGGCUAGGCAACGAAAAUAUUUAUAUGCUAACGAAUAAUGAAGACUACGCACUGCGCGUAGAACUGGAAGAUUUUGAAGGUAACAAGAGAUAUGCUCAGUAUUCACACUUUAAAAUACACUCUGAAGCGGACUAUUACAAGCUAGAAAUUGAUGGAUACGAAGGAAAUGCUGGCGAUUCAUUAAAUGAUCCAUGGUAUGGAUCGAACAAUAGCCCGUUUUCCACGUACAAUAAAGACAAUGAUAGAAGCUCGCUCAACUGUGCAAGCAUGCUGAAGGGCGGUUGGUGGUGGAAGUCCUGCGGACGCGGCUUGAAUGGACUAUAUCUGCAUGAUCCACAAGAUUUAACCGCUCGACAGGGUAUUGUAUGGUUCCGCUGGCGGGGCUGGGAUUAUACUUUAAAGAAGGCCACUAUGAUGAUACGUCCGAGGAUGCCCCAGCCACAGACUAUUACCCUAGGCCCAGUGACUGCGUCUUAGAGUUUCUUUAAUUAUUCUAAAUGUAACGUGAAACGUUUUCUACUGAGAGACAAGAAUUUCUGUUAGGUUAUGAUUGUUCGUCCAUAUAAUAGCAAAUCAUGCGUUAUAGCCAAUUUUAAAUGAAAGAAUUCUCUAAUUUUAACUUGUUACCCUUAAAAAUAAUAACUUAUUUUUAUUAAUUUCAUAUUGUAGCGACAUAAAACUAGAUAAUUAUUUUAAAAUUGUUCAGUGACGUUAUAAGUAUUAUUCUUAAAACGCUGCAAUCAUCCCAUACAAAUUGUAAAUAUAA
This is a messenger RNA of Drosophila arizonae, 2669 nucleotides long. RefSeq lists its product as uncharacterized. NCBI's taxonomy places the organism in Eukaryota, Metazoa, Arthropoda, Insecta, Diptera, Drosophilidae. Gene Ontology annotation, molecular function: protein-macromolecule adaptor activity; extracellular matrix structural constituent. Gene Ontology annotation, biological process: fibrinolysis; positive regulation of heterotypic cell-cell adhesion; blood coagulation. Gene Ontology annotation, cellular component: fibrinogen complex. The record is from RefSeq and is a predicted model, not a curated record.